GUGGGUAACUGUUGUAUAACAUCUGUCAUGGUCGCGAGUAUCUCAGGAAUAUCCAGUGUCCAACCGCUUAAUACCAGUGAUAAGAAACAAGAAAUCCUUGAAAAUUUAAUUAGAUUAGCUAAACAAGAGCAAGAAAAAGGUAAUAGUUCCAUCACUCCUGAUAAGUUAGAUAAACUAUCUUCAUUAUUGAAUAAGAACCAGCAACCACAACAAGAACAACCACGAGAAUAUUCCAAAUACAAAAAACUUCCACUUGUGCCUAAACCAAAGUACCCUUCCAUUUAUAAGAAGUUUAAUCUUAACAAGGAAGAAUCAAAGAAAAAAAAGAAGAGAGCCACCCCACCAAGGAAGUAUCCCAGAAAUACCAAUAGCAAAUUUUCAUUGAAAAAAAUCGAACACUUUGUAGUGGAAAUACUAGAGAAUUUAGCAAACAUUCUUGAUAAUUUGCAUUUGUUAUCCAAUUUACCAAUGUUUCCCAAGUUUUUACUUAAAUUACUAAAGCAAACCAAUAAGAUUUGGGUAUUGAUUUUAGUAUUUUUGAUUAGAAAAACCAUCUCACAAUUGCUCAAUGUUGUUCGUAAGAUUCAGAAAGUUGAGAUUGAAUAUAGCUUGCUAAACAAACAAGCUGAGAAAACUUCCAGCAUGAUCCAUGAAGAUAUUUGUAAGAAAUAUAACAAAGUCUUGAAAGAUUUGAAGUUUGAUAAAGUUAUGUUGAUAAUUGAACUAAUUGGUAAUUUCUUGGAUUUAUCAUUUAACUUAAUUGAAUUAUAUGGUAUAGUAUUACCAGAUUGGGUAAUGGGUGGAUUGAAUUUUGCAAGUAUGGCCAUGACCAUAUAUAGAAUGAAUAAGGAUGAUGAAUAUUUAGAUGAUGAUAUCACUGAAGAUUUAAUAUAAGUACUUUAUAGUCUAUUUAAUACAUCUUGGCAUACUUAGAACACCGGUGCCUUGCCACCGACCAUGUAAGCAACAAACGUGACAAAAUUAGGCACUAUCUGGUAGCACCAAAAUACCAUUACUUAGCCGCCCCUGACUAAGAUACUUUAUUAAAGAAAGAAGAGUCAUUAAUGUAUGAGAAUAAGAUCAGCUUUAAGCCACAAACAAGUAGACAGACAUCUCUGUUAUAUUUGCUAUUGCAUCCCAAUGCCUAAACUUCUAAGCAAUGUUAGUGC
Molecule: messenger RNA, 1169 nt
Organism: Spathaspora passalidarum NRRL Y-27907
Lineage: Eukaryota; Fungi; Ascomycota; Pichiomycetes; Serinales; Debaryomycetaceae
Exons: 1
Coding region: 469-894 (141 amino acids)
Source: RefSeq, a predicted model, not a curated record